AUGUCACCUCCACUAGUGAUCAAGAAUGGAACAGUGGUUAACGAAGAUGGAAUGUUCAAGGCGGAUGUUCUUGUGAAGAAUGGCGUUAUUGUCGAAGUCUCCCCUAACAUAAUCCCACUUCCGGAUAUGGAACUAAUCGAUGCAUCGGAUCGUCUAGUUAUCCCCGGCGGUAUCGAUCCACACACCCACAUGCAAAUGCCCUAUAUGGGGGAAGUGACGAAGGACGAUUUUCUGAAAGGGACAGAGGCAGCGGUGGCUGGAGGGACAACUAUGAUUAUCGAUUUCUGUUGUCCGGACCAUCGAAAUGGUGAAUCCCUUAUGUCUGGUUACAACCGGUGGAGAGGUUGGGCAGACCCAAAAGUGUGUUGUGACUACGGACUGUCCGUUGCGAUAACUCAAUGGAGAUCAGAGACCGCAGAGCAGAUGGCGUUGAUAACUAGUCCAGAGUACGGCGUUAACUCGUUCAAAUUCUACAUGGCCUAUGAGGGUACCCUUAUGGUGCGUGACGAUGAGAUGUACCGGGCUAUGCAGGAAUGUGCUAAACUUCGAGCUCUGGCGCGUGUUCACUGUGAGAACGGAGCUGUGAUCAAGGAGAAGGAAAUCGAUUUACUGGCGAAGGGAGUCACCGGACCCGAGGGACAUACACAGAGCAGACCGGAGGAGAUUGAAGCAGAAGCCACCAAUCGUGCCUGCGUGCUCGCCGCUCAAGCCAACUGUCCCCUCUACGUAGUGCACGUAAUGACGAAAGGAGCAGCCGCCGCCAUCUCCCAUCACCGUGCUCAGGGCUCAAUUGUCUUUGGGGAGCCAAUCGCAGCGGGUUUGGCUCUAGAUGGGUCUCACUACUAUGACGAUGACUGGCUCCAUGCGGCGAGAUACGUCAUGUCACCACCGUUGAGCAGGGAUCCAACCACACCGGAACUAUUGAUGAAGUUAUUGGCAGCCGGAGAACUCCAUUUGACUGGAACCGACAAUUGCACCUAUGACUGCAGGCAGAAGAGUCUUGGAAAAGGAAACUUCACCAAAAUCCCCAACGGAAUCAACGGAGUGGAAGACCGUAUGUCAGUUGUCUGGGAGAAGGGUGUUCAUUCCGGAAUUAUUGAUCCAAUGAGAUAUGUGUCAAUCACAAGUGCGACAGCAGCGAAAAUCUUCAAUAUCUAUCCAAAGAAGGGACGGAUCGCAGUGGGAUCCGAUGCGGAUAUUGUGAUUUUUAAUCCAAAUGCUAUAAGGACAAUUUCAGCGGAUACACAUCAUCAUAAUCUCGACUUUAACAUUUUCGAAGGAAUCCAAUGUCAUGGGGUGGCCGAGAUCACUAUUUCAAGUCAGGGCAUCUGUAUCCAUCAAGAAAACAAUCUUGUUCUUCAACUUCUUAAGGAACUCCGAUGUAAUCCAAGUGCCAUUUCUGAUCUUGAGCCAAUCGAUAUCAAAGAUCUUCUUAUUGUCAGUGAUCAGAGAGGCCGCAUUGUCUGGGCAAAUGGUAAACUGCAAACCGUACCAGGAUCCGGAAAAUUCGUGCCACUCCUCUCGAAUUCUCCAUUUGUAUUCGGAACACAAGAGAUCCGAGAACGAAAGAAUGUGCCAAGGAUAGUGGAGAGGCUGGAUUGA
This is a messenger RNA of Caenorhabditis remanei, 1602 nucleotides long. RefSeq lists its product as uncharacterized. The coding region runs from base 1 to 1602 and encodes 533 amino acids. The record is from RefSeq and is a predicted model, not a curated record. NCBI's taxonomy places the organism in Eukaryota, Metazoa, Nematoda, Chromadorea, Rhabditida, Rhabditidae. Gene Ontology annotation, molecular function: dihydropyrimidinase activity. Gene Ontology annotation, biological process: pyrimidine nucleobase catabolic process. The transcript is spliced from 10 exons. Gene Ontology annotation, cellular component: cytoplasm; cytosol.